CAGGAGCCACCACCACCAAAGAAACCCCAGGAUAGCGUUGUCCAACACCAUGAACCCCUAGACGAGGAUCCGACUCCUGGAGCCUUCCAAGGAGACAUGAUGUUAACAGAUGAUCAACUGAGACAAAUCGAGAUGGCCAUCGAUGAUCAGAAGGCUGGUCGUAAGAAGAGAAAAGCUGCCAUCAAUGAGAAUGCUCGUUGGACCUCAAACAUCGUUCCUUAUGAAAUCUCACCAUCUUCAAGUGGUGAUUCUACGGUGAUUCGUGCAGCCAUGGACCACUGGGAGCAGCAUACCUGCCUGAGAUUCGAACCACGAACUUCAUCACAUGCUAGUCAGCUAGGUCAUAACACCUAUCUUUCUUUCAUCAAGGGUGGUGGUUGCUGGUCCUAUGUAGGAAGGGUCUUCAAUGGUGAACAACAGAUCUCCAUCGGUUCAGGAUGUGAAUACCUCGGUAUUGUUGCUCAUGAGAUCGGACACGCCAUCGGGUUCCAUCACGAGCAGUCCCGACCAGACAGAGACGAAUACGUCAAUGUCCACUUUCAAAACAUCCGAUCCGGCUUUGAAGGCAACUUCGAAAAGUAUGACUGGAACGAAGUCACGACACGCAACGUCGAGUACGAUGUAGGCUCCGUCAUGCACUACGGAUCUCAUGGAUUCUCAGUAAACGGUCAACCAACUAUCACCACCAUUGAUCCUCUUCAAAUGCAUCUCCUUGGUAACCGAGAGGGUCUUAGUACUGCCGACAUCACACUAGCCAACCUCAUCUACGAGUGCGACAAUGAAUGUUCGACCACGGAGCAAUGUCAGAACGGUGGAUACCAUGAUAGCGACUGUAACUGCGUGUGUCCUCCAGGUUACAGCGGUGACUUGUGUCAGGAUGGUAGUGGACCUACCACCACACCACCAUGUAUCCAAAGAUUGACUGAUACACAGGGAGAAAUUACGUCACCAAACUACCCCAGUAACUAUGACAACGAUCAAGAAUGCAUGUACCUCAUUGAGGGAGCUCCAGGAAGCUCGAUCGAACUGACAUUCGUAGACAUGGACAUCGAAAACGAGAAUCUCUGUAGGUACGAUGCCGUCGAGGUACGCACAGACGACAUCAACAGUAUCGGAGAGAUCUUCUGUGGUAACACAAUACCCCCUGUCCAGAUCUCAAGUGGCAACCAGAUGUUGAUUUCUUUCACAUCUGAUUACAGCGUCACUGGGCGUGGUUUCAGAGCUACUUACGUCAUCCAGGGUGGUUCUACCACUGAGAUACCAACUACCAAUCCUCCAACUACCAAUCCUCCAGUCGUCGGGACAUGUGGAGGAAACUUUGUUGACAACCAGGGUUCAUUAGCAUCACCAAACUAUCCAAACAAUUACGAUAAUAACCUACAAUGUGUCUACGUGAUCGAAGUGGAGGCUGAUCGUCGAGUUGAGUUGACAUUCGCAGACUUCUCACUGGAGAAUCAGAAUACUUGUCGUUGGGACGCACUGGACAUCGAUCUCGGAGAUGGUGUCAAAGUUCCUAUGAAGAUGUGUGGAAGUGAGUAUCCAGCCGCUUCUUUGGUGUCAAUCGGUAACAGGAUGGAACUUACUCUGAAAACUGAUGGGUCUGUUAAUGAUAGAGGAUUCAGAGCAGACUACCGGGCUAUCGAGCUGUAAGACUAGUUAUCGUCUUUAUAUAAAAAGUAGUCUAAGGCCAUUAGAUUUCGAAAAUGUUACAUGCAACUAAAUAACAGUACAGUAAUCAUUUAUUUGAAUGCCAAAUUGCCACGAUUUAAUAUGAAUUUAAUGAAACCGUCAGGAACGGCUGGACAAGAAUAAACAAAAACAGAUUAUUUAUUAGUCUUGUCAGAGACAGAAGGGUGUUAACCUUUGUGUAUUGGAGAACAAAAAUAAACGGAUUAUAAUACUUUAAUUAUACAUGUGUAUCUAGAAGAAUAUCUGUAUUUUUCUUUAAGUUUAUCUAUUAUCAUAAUUGUUAGAACUCCAUUGUAUGUGCUUAAGAACUGAAAAAUUAGAGUAAAUAGUGCUUGUAGCUAUUCUGAUAAAAAUGUCUACUCAUAUUUCCUACUUGUUAAUUGUAUCUGUAUUAUCUUUUUAAAUUAAAGAUAUAUAUAUAUAUAUAUAUAUAUAUAUGUUUCGUCUGAGACGGCUGGUGAAAACAAUGUAAUGUAUGAAUAUCAACUAAUGUCGUAAACUUCAUGAAUUUUACAUUGAAUUUGCGUUUUAUCUCCUUUAAGUGCCGAUAUAAUGAUAAGCGCUUAUACGUUGAUUUGAAUAUGUUUAUAUAUUUUUAAAAUUUUGUGCAUAACAAAUUCUCGACAUUUCUUUUGAAAGCAAUGACCCAGUUUUGUUCACAAUAUAAUAUAAUCCAAAUGUGCAAAUGACUCAAAGAACGGCGAUAGUUUUCUUCAUCUUUGACAAUCACUCAAAUGUCUUAACCUAAACGUAGAUUAUAAAAAAACUUUUUCUUUUGUCAGCGUUAUUUUCUAACAUUUCUUUUUUUUUUAAUUUUUUUUUUUUUUACUAUCAAUGAGCAUUGUGUUGCGGAACAUUGUGUAUAACAUUAUGUAGUUAAGUUGCCAUGAGAAUAUUUACUUAUUCAAUGUAUAUUUAAAAGAAAGAAUUAUAUUAUUUGUGAUGAAAUGAAUCGUAAAUAUUCUUACAUUUACCGUCUGGAACGGCUGGUUCACAAUUAAAAAAGAAUAAUACAAAAAUG
Molecule: messenger RNA, 2710 nt
Organism: Strongylocentrotus purpuratus (purple sea urchin)
Lineage: Eukaryota; Metazoa; Echinodermata; Echinoidea; Camarodonta; Strongylocentrotidae
Product: protein SpAN
Biological process (GO): proteolysis
Molecular function (GO): metalloendopeptidase activity; zinc ion binding
Source: RefSeq, marked validated